AUGCUCCGGAAUGAAAAGCGUCUGGAUUUCAUCACAGCGCUUGAGGAUAAACUUGUCAAUGGCGUGCAUGGUUUUGAGCCAAUGGAAUCAAUGACAAGCGAUAAGAAGAUUUUACAUGCCGUUACAAAGCAUUCACUUAAUCGCCAUUUGGGCACUUUUACCGAGCCGCUUAAUGAAGAAUCUGACUAUGCCCUUGAUCAGGUUUGGACUGAUAAGCCAGAAUUCCACGAGGUUAUGUUGAAAGACUCCGUCUGGAAGAUGUUUGGACACAUAAUGUCUAGGACAUUUAUCAAUGACAAGGACUUCUAUCGGAAUCCCGAGUGGAUAAAUGCGAGCUCGGAGUACGUCGCAUUGUCAGCCUUGGCGGGAUAUGAACUUCGAGCUUUCCCAAAAUGGGCAAAGCGCUGGGUCGCACCUUUCCUUCCCAAUUGUAGGAAGCUUCAGGCCCUUUUCCAGCAUAUCAAUACCCUCCUGGAGCCUUUGAAGAAAAAGUUAGAUGCACAGUCAUUGGACACCGAUUCCAAAAACCCGCUAAGUUUCUUACAUCAAAAGAUGGAAGGUCGAUCAGAUGAGCUUGCGUCCAUGUUAAUUGCUCUCUGCUUAGUGUCAUAUGACGGAGGCGGCGAACUUUUCACUCAUGUCCUUCACUCGGUUUUUACAAACGAUCAGCUUGUAAAUGAUCUCCGUUCUGAGAUUGUGAACGUGGUUGGGAAUGAGGGCUUCAACAAGAAUACCUUACAAGGUUUAGUGCUCAUGGACAGCGUCCUGAAAGAGACCAUGCGUAUGCAUCCCGAGUCUGUUCUUUUGAUGCAACGAAUCGCCUUGGAGAAGGUCGUCCUACCCGACGGACUCAUUAUUCCGAAAGGAACCCCGCUUAUGGUAUCUGCUUGCCACGUCAUUGAUGGAUCGAUCUGGCCCGAUGGCGAUCAAUUUGAUGGUUACCGGUUUUUCAAUCUGCGCCGAAAGGCAGAUUCUUCUGCAAACCAGGCAGCAUACAACUUUACGUCAACGUCUCCAGACCAUUUCAGUUUUGGCCACGGAUCUCAAGCCUGUCCCGGGAGGUUUUUCGCAUCUUAUAUGCAAAAGAUACUUCUCUGCAAUGUGCUUAUGAAGUAUGACGUUUCGGUCAUUAUUCCUGACGAAGGCGCAUGGUUUCAACGUGGGUACACUCAUGUCGCUCAUCCGGGCCUGAAGGCCCGUGUCAGACGGCGGACGGAGGAGAUCGAACUCUAA
Messenger RNA from Penicillium verrucosum, 1233 nucleotides. Its product is annotated as cytochrome P450. Gene Ontology annotation, molecular function: oxidoreductase activity, acting on paired donors, with incorporation or reduction of molecular oxygen; iron ion binding; monooxygenase activity. The record is from RefSeq and is a predicted model, not a curated record. Lineage: Eukaryota; Fungi; Ascomycota; Eurotiomycetes; Eurotiales; Aspergillaceae. The coding region runs from base 1 to 1233 and encodes 410 amino acids. The transcript has 5 exons.